UAAUGGGAGUGAAGAAUGUUGGCUUCCAUUUUCACAUCAUCGGCUUCGAUACUCUUACCCAAGCGCACAGCCUUCUCUCUCUCACGGACCUCCACUUUUUCUCGCUUUCAAGUCCGUUCCAUGGCUGACUCCGUCUUCAAGAAAAUCCAGAUUCAAAGGGACGACACUGCAUUUGAUGCGUAUGUGGUUGGCAAAGAAGAUGCUCCUGGCAUCGUUGUGCUUCAAGAGUGGUGGGGUGUGGAUUUUGAAAUCAAGAACCAUGCUGUGAAAAUUUCUCAACUUGGCCCUGGAUUUAAAGCACUUAUCCCAGAUUUGUACCGGGGAAAGGUCGGUUUGGAUGUUGCAGAAGCACAACACUUGUUUGAUGGUCUUGAUUGGCAAGGUGCUGUCAAAGAUAUCCGUGCUUCAGUUAACUGGCUUAAAGCAAAUGGUUCAAAAAAGGUUGGUGUAACUGGUUUUUGCAUGGGGGGUGCUCUCACUAUUGCAAGUUCUGUUCUGGUGCCUGGGGUUGAUGCUGUUGUCGCAUUCUAUGGAGUUCCUCCACCAGAACUUGCAGACCCUGGCCAGGCUAAGACUCCUGUUCAGGCUCAUUUUGGGGAGCUUGAUAAUUUUGUUGGCUUUUCAGAUGUGACGGCUGCCAAGGGUUUGGAGGAGAAGCUGAAAGUGUCAGGAGUUCCAUAUGAAGUACACAUUUAUCCAGGCAACGCACAUGCUUUCAUGAACAGGUCUCCAGAUGGUGUGAAGAGAAGGAAGAGCAUGGGAUUGCCUGAUGAGGAUGAAACUGCAGUUGAGUUGGCUUGGUCUCGCUUCCAGUCAUGGAUGACACUUUACUUGUCUGCUUAAGUAGCUAAGCUUCCUUGUUUUAUACAUAUCCCUCUUAUGCUACUUCUACCUUCAAUGGUGGCCCUUUGUAUUAGCAGGACAUCUUCGCUGCCCAAGAUGCUGUUAUUACUGUUAUGGUGGUUACUUAUCAAAUAAAUUACUGUUAUGAUGGUUAAAAUAUUAAUUUAAAAGAUUAAAUUUAUUAUUUCUUAUCAA
This is a messenger RNA of Alnus glutinosa, 1038 nucleotides long. RefSeq lists its product as uncharacterized. NCBI's taxonomy places the organism in Eukaryota, Viridiplantae, Streptophyta, Magnoliopsida, Fagales, Betulaceae. Bases 16 to 843 code for a protein of 275 amino acids. The transcript is spliced from 5 exons. Gene Ontology annotation, molecular function: hydrolase activity. The record is from RefSeq and is a predicted model, not a curated record.